AUGCAUCCAUCAGAUAUUAUUGAUUCGAAUCAAUCUGACGAAGGUUUGNUGUCGGAUCGAUCGAAAAAUGAAGGAAAAUCUAAUGGUACUGAAUCGCAUGUGAAUCCAUCAGCAGACAAAUUAAAAAAAUUACUUGAUCGCCUUUCAUUAGAAUUGAAUGAUUUAGAAUUAAGGACAGGUUUUAAAUCGAACGCAAACGUUCAAUCAUCACAUACAUGUAGUACAGCACUCGCCACAGCACUUAUUACGCUGACAGGUCAUGUAAAACAAUGUGUUCCAAAUUCUAAAAGAAGUCAAGAAGUGAAUCAUCUUAAAGACCAACUUUCAGUUGUUAUUAAGAAUCAAUUGGAUUUUCAAAAAAAAAUUGAAAAUCAAAUGAUAACAUUACAAACAAUGAUGCAAACUAUAUGUCAACUUAUUAAUACUGAAAUUGCAGCAAAUAAAAAAUGUCAAGAUAAAUUUUCUUUAAAAAAGAAUUUUCGAGAUCAAACAGAUUUCGAAGGAGUUGAAUCGCGUCAAAAUUGGCCAAACAAGGAGGAAAAAUCCGACACAAAUCAUACAAUGAAUGAAAUACUUAAAUUGACUCGACGAAUGAGCAAUGGUACACCCAUCGAUGCCGACUUAUAUCAGCAAUAUGCAAAUAGUUCUAUUAUGAAUCGACAUUCAGCCUAUUUUGAAGCGUCAGACGCAUCAAGAAAGCCACCACGGCCAACAUCAUCCAUGUCUGCUAGCGAAAUAAAUGUUCAUGAAAUUUCAAAACAAGCUCAGCAACAUAAAAAUAUCGACCAAGAAUCACGUUCGUCAAUGAUUAGUCCAAUCGAGAUACCACCAUCAUAUGAUAUGUUUGAAUUAGGUCUUGCAAAUCGAAACUCGUUGGUUAACCGAUCUCGAAAUGAAAUCGAUGGAUUAGGUGUAGGAUCAACUACGGUACCAUCCUCCUCAAUUAAUGAAACAUUGUUAGAAAAAAUUCUUCAUGAACGUCUUCGUUUAGUUCAACAAAUGUCUGAUUUGAGUAAACAACAUGAAAUGACCCAAGAAGAAUUAGCCAAUCUUGAGGCAAAAGCUAUACAAACAUAA
Molecule: messenger RNA, 1077 nt
Organism: Rotaria socialis
Lineage: Eukaryota; Metazoa; Rotifera; Eurotatoria; Philodinida; Philodinidae
Source: the annotation of a GenBank genome assembly